Dermatophagoides farinae (American house dust mite) is the source of this 1561-nucleotide messenger RNA. Its product is annotated as F-box only protein 47. Lineage: Eukaryota; Metazoa; Arthropoda; Arachnida; Sarcoptiformes; Pyroglyphidae. Gene Ontology annotation, molecular function: protein binding. The record is from RefSeq and is a predicted model, not a curated record.
AUGAAUCAAUCCGGAAUUAAAAGAAAAUUUUCAACAAAUUCGUCGUCAAUUAAACAAACAAUUAGUGAAACAAUCGAAACAGAUAUGAUUGUGACAAAUAAUAAUAAAAAAAUUGCCUUAUUGCCAUAUGAAAUUCCAUUGUAUACUGGAAUCAAAGAUAAUAUCGAUCGACCAGAAUACGAAAAUGAUCAAAAACAGAUUAUCGGUUAUUUUUGUCUAUUACCUGAAGAAAUAAUGAUAAAAAUAUUUCGUUUACUUUCAAUCGAAGAACUUAGCCUGAUGGCAAUGACCAAUUCAAAAAUUCGGAAUUUUAUAAUUCAAUUUUUUCUUUUUAGUCAUCCAGGAUAUGUUUUUCUUAUCCGAGCAAGUCAAUUCAAUACUAUUGAUAUAUAUGAACCACGAUUCAUAUUUGAAUCACAAAAACUAUUCUCACGAAUUGGUUUGUUGAUCAAACGAUCAACAUUUUUGUUUCGCACCAACGAUCGUAUCGAUAUGAUGAUCCAUAUCAUGGAAUUCAGCUAUGGUAUACCAUCGAUUCGUUUGCUGUCCAAUCAUGAUUAUGCCCAUUUCAAAUUGACAAUCAAAUGUUAUUCAAAAUUAAUGAAUACUUUUAUAAAAGGUUGGCGUGAUUUUGAAUGUGAAAAAAUGUUUCAAAAAUUGAAAGAUGUAUGUCAAAUUGAUUUACAAAUUGGAAAGAUCCUGAAAAAUACCUUGGGAUCAAAACAAAAACAAGAAUUAUUGGUGCGAAAUUUUUUUCGUAUGAUUUUUGCCCAUCCACAUGAUUCGUUGAAUAAUUUGAAGGAAAAAAUUGGCUGGUUAAUGAAAACUGUUAAUGUUUAUACAUUGUCAGAAAUGGCUCGUUUAUUCAUCGUCAUUUUUGGCCCAUUAGUAACGGUGAAUAAUAAUUUUCACAAUUUAUCACUACCAUACAUUGCUUGGUGGGAUUUGACUGAAUCUAAUUUUACCGAAAGAAGUUUUGAAGACUUGGGAUUAACAUUGUAUUUCCUGUAUUUGAAAUCUGAUGAAUUUUCCUACAGUAAAGAUUUUUUGAUCGAUUUGGUUGAUCGUAUUAUAAUGACACCGACUAGAUGGACAGCUAUGAAUGUAUCCGAAAUGCUUUAUUAUGCCGGAUACGAAUUGACAUUGACUUUUUUUGGUAAAAAAAUCAAAGAAGGUUAUAUUGAAGAUGUGGCCACACAAUUAUGUCAUCUGAAUGUGGUGACAUAUAAAAAUACAAAAGAUUUAACGACAAUUGCAAAAAUAAUCGAAAUACUUGUGAAUGAAAAUGGAUUCGAAUUGAUACAAAAAUUACCAGAUGCAUUUUCGGCUGCAUUUUUUGACGUUGAAAUAAUGAGUGAUGAAGAUCAGAUUGAGAUUUAUGAAAUAUCCGAUAUAAUUGAAUCACAAUUAGAAUUAAUGAAAAUUGCUCUAUUGAAAUGCAAUCAAAAUCAUCAUUAACUUUCUCAUCAUCUAUACACUCAUUCAUUUUAAUCUAGUUAAUGAAUUUCUCGAUAAUUAGUUAUAUAAUUUAUUUAAUGAUUGAAUUAAAAAUUUUCUAACA